GGCGUGGAGGAGAGCCAGUGAACAGCAUUCCUGUUCAGGGCAGCUGAGCGCUCAGGAAGACAGGGGGAAACUUAAGCGCUAAUCCAGAUGCGGAUCAGCGGAACUCCUGGAUCCACAGGCAGACCUGACGGGGCUCAGCUCCUUCCUAUCCUUUCCCUCAGAGAUCGGGUAUCACCUCGUUCGGUAAAGGACAGAACAAAAAUACGCUCCACUUGUUGAGCACUUUGAAUCUACUCCGCCUGAAUUCGAACAGCCCAGUUCACGGACACCGCUGCUCUUCCCUCGUUUUUUCCCUGUUUCUCUGCAAGACUUUCCAGGUCAGAUGGUGUCGUGACAGAGAUGGCUCCCCUGGAUGUCCCACCUCCCUGCGUCAUGACAGUGCUGCUGGUGCUUCUGGCUUUGCCCCUCACCCUGCAUGCCUGCCCCAGGUCCUGCAGCUGCCCCACCCCCCGGGAGGUGCACUGCGCCUUCCGCCACCUCACCUCCGCCCCCCGCAACAUGCCGAAGGACACUGAGAAGGUUAACAUAGGCUAUAACAGUAUCCAGGCAGUGGGUGCCUCGGAUUUCACAGACCUCCGACGUCUGGAGAUGCUCAUGUUACACGGAAACGACAUAAUGACAGUUUCCCCCGGAGCCCUCUACAACCUGCGCUCCCUUCAGAUUCUCAAGCUAAGCUAUAACAAGCUGAAGACCAUCAAACCCAAGAUGUUUGAAGGUCUGUCUGGCCUGGUGCGACUCCACCUAGAUCACAACCUCAUAGAAUUCAUCGAACCGCUUUCCUUCAAUGGCCUGACAUCACUGAAGCUGCUGCAGCUCGAGGGCAACCUCCUGAGGGACCUGCAUCCGCACACCUUCGUCACCUUCUCCUUUCUGGGGACCUUCUGGAGUUCCAGCCUGCGGCACCUCCACCUGGCUGACAACCAGCUGGAAUACCUGCUACCGGAAACCCUGCAACACCUGGGAAAACUGGAGCUCCUCUCCCUGCACGGCAAUCCUUGGACAUGCGACUGCCAGCUCCGGUGGCUCAUAGAGUGGCACAACAAAAACAACGGAGUGAUUAAGUGCAAAAAGGAUCGAGAUUCUGGUGCGAGCGAAAACUGCAGCACGUGCUCCUCGCCGCAGAAUCUCAACAACAGCCAGCUUCUUCAGCUGUCCCCCGAGCGUCUGUCCUGUCAGAGACCCGCCGUCCAAUCUCCUCUGAAGCUGAGCGAGAGCCCCGGCUGGGAGGAGGCCGAGACCAAGCCUGACCAUCUGCGCAGCGAAGACCUGGAGUCCCCGCUGGGACACCUCACCUUCGUGCUCUCCGACAGCCACGGAAACAGGGCUCACGUCCUCUGCUCUGUGAAGCGCCCAGACGAGAUAACCUCCGUGGUCUGGCAGGCCCUGAAGGCGCCGGGACAGGUGUCGGUCAACGUGACUUUGAUGACCCAGCUGGAGUGUGAGAUUGACCGAGACGAGCUGCAAAGGCUCUGGAGACUGGUGGCCUAUUACUACGAGAGCCCCGCUAUCCUAGAGAGAGGACUGAGAAAAGGUUACAAUGACUCCACUGCAACUUUUCAGUAUGAGCAAUCAGCGAGUGAGGAUACGCCAUAUUUUACAGAGCUCAAGGGACAUUUAACGGCUGAACCAGAGUGGCUGCUGCAACCUAGGGUUACCCUUCAACUUAACAGGCGUAUGACCACAACUAAAAAACUUGUCCUGGAGUUUACUACUUUCAUCUCAGAACAAGUCAAUGUUUGGGGAGAUCAAGAAGAUAGCUCAUAUGCCUGGGCUAUCAUACAAAGAAGGGAUCCUGAAAGGAUACAAUUUGGUCUGGAGGAUUCUCAAGCCAGCCUGAAGUGUAAAGUAAAGAGCUUGGGGCAGCACUCUGUGGAAUGGAUGCUACCAAAUUUAUCCAUUCUGAAAGAAUCCACUGCAAGACUGGUUGUCUCUGAGGAAGGCACAUUAGUCAUAGACAACGCAAGUCAAUCUGACUCUGGGUUAUAUCAUUGCAUUGUACGGACUGAGAAUUACGUGGACGUUGUGUCCUUCAGGCUAAUAGUGAGGGAACUCCUGCUUAGUCCUGAUGCUAUAAAUGGCAAGCCAAUAUCUGUGGACAGUGGAACGUCACUCACCAUUCCCUGUUCUGUGUCAUCAGUCAAGCCCAGUGGGAUCAGCUGGUACCUACCGUCCUAUGAAAUCCUGCAGCCAGCACCACCAAAAGAGAGAGUCUAUGUAUCAACUAAUGGCUCUCUGGUUAUUGAAGAAGCUAUGAAGGAAGAUUCUGGGGAAUACAGCUGUUUAGCAGGAAAUAUCUAUGGAGUAGACAUGUUGUCCCACCUAAUUACAAUUGAAGGUAAUAAAGACACAGAACUACCAAGUGUUAGUGUAUUUAAUGAGGACUCAACCAGUGCAGACUCUCGUACAGGUAUAAAAUUAUCUGAGGAGAGCGAAGAAGAGGGAUCGGGAUAUCUGGAAAUAAAACAACCCAAUCCCGCACAGACACCACACAGCACAAGUGGGAGGCUUGAUGGAUCUCAAGGUCAUUUUAACCAGGGUCAUACAGGAAAGAGAGUUAAGGAAAGUGAUAGGAAAUCUAACAAGUCUGUUAAAGAGCUCGACCCUAACCGCUGGGCUCAGUUCCUGGAAAAAACCAAUGCUAAGAGCUCUACUGAUCCUUCACCACGACCAAUGAUGACCACAAUGAUGACAACAGAAGAAACUACAACUCCCACUCCCACUACCACCACUACUACCACUAUUACUCCACAUCUUUCUUCUCAUACUCCUCUUCCUGCCACUGGUACCACUUCUACAACAACUAGUGCUACCACUACCACUACUAUUACCAUGCCUAAUUUAAUAAAUACCCGUUCUUCAAUAAGCGCUAGUGAAGUAACUCCUGAUGAAUCUACAGAGAAACAAACCGAAUUGGAAUUUCCCAAAAAGGUAAAUGAUUUUGACCACCUAUUACCACCACCAACACCGUAUGUAACAGCAGUUCCAAAACAUCAAACAAUGCCAGUUCACAGUGAGGUUUUCCCUAUUCCCACACCGUACCAAUUAAAUCCUAAUCCUGUUACUGUUGGCUACACUGACAAUGUCCAUGUAACACUCCUGAGCACAGAAGUGACACGACAGGAGCCACCACCAGACAGACAUAUAGUGCAGGACAGAAAAGAGACCACCUCUAAUUCAAAUGGGACACAGAGAUGGAGGCCCCCACACAGACGCCGGAGACCCCCAUACCGCAGGAUUCGGCCAAUCAGUUCCUCCAAAAAUAUUCCUCCCCCGUCACCUGACAGAAUGCAGGUAACCAUCAGUCCAUUUUCAACAAAUUCAGAAAAACAUGAGUCAAUAAAAUCAAAGAAUGCUGACAGCUCUCAAAUGUUGGACAGUAAUAAAAACUCUCCUGGUAAUCCCAAACUAUCCAGUGGAUCUACAAAUGACAACUCAGGUACAGAAGAAAAAGUGACUGCUGCAAGCCCUCUAAAUCUUCCAAUAGAGGGGCCGGGGAUUAAACCAACAGAAAAGCAGAUGGCCACCAUAAAUCCAAUGGAAAACUCAUACAGGACACAGACACAUCAUGCCUCAAGCACAUAUUUUCCACUGUACCAUGACACAUUUAAGCUUUCUACAAAACCACCUGUUGCUAAACAAGAAACUACUGCACUGCUUUCAAACAACAGGCUGCAUGUCUCUCAACCACCCAGUCAGGAGAGGAAACAAUGGAAUGAAAACAAGGAGGAUUCCAUUGCAUCAGCAGACACAGAUGUACAGAAGUCACCAUGGAUACUGACAGCAAAAGACACUUCCCAUUAUCAAAAGAAAGCACAAAUUGUGCCCACUUUGGCCACCAGCACAUUGUCCCCUUCAUUAACCACUACAGUAACAGUGCUCUUGAAUAACCCUAUGCUCUCAAGGGGGGAGGACCAGCUGGUGAACGUUUCUCCAGCUGUUCCGAUUCAUAACCCAGCACAGACAUAUAUACAACCAAACAGGGAAACAGAGACAAAGUUGGGAACACCUGGGCCAAGCUCAAGGAAUCCUACUUACGUUCACAGACUGAGAGAUUCUUUACCAAAUCUGACAAACAGGCAGAAGGAGGACUCCUCAAAAACUAGAUCUGAGAACCCCAAUCCCCCAGUUGUCCCUGCACACCACCCAUGGGUCAUACAACAGCAUGCCCAGAAGAAGCUAAACACACCAAACACACAAACAACUUCCACUCACAGCUCCUCCUGGGUUAAUCGUAAUUUGUUCCCGGCAUGGCCAUCCAUUCACGGUUCGAGGCACUAUCCUUCCUCUCCCAGCAGAACCUGGCAUUUCCCCUACCCCAGGGAAAAAGAUGCCGGGGUCACCAACCGCCCAGAGAUUACCGCGCUGACUGCCAAACCAACGGCUUCCAUCCCGGAAUCAGCAUCUCCUGCACGAGGUGCCACCACUCCACAGACCUCACGACCUCCGCUCAACACUUUUCACAAUAGGACCAGGGAAUUUUCAUUCCUAUCCAGGCUUAGAAACAGGUAUAGACAGUCUCAGCUGGAUGCUUAUCGUCUUUCACAGUCAGGCAAGACUGUCACACCAAAGCCGAGGGUUGAUUCCCCUUUUCCAAAGUUCCAGAAACCUCCCACCAUACCAAAAGCCCACAGUCCUGUUACUCCCGCCUUCGUGCCAUGGGCCCCCAACAGGCCUCAAGCCACGCCCAGUGUUCUCCACGAUAGCCGACUGCAUUUCAGUCAUUGGGGGCCGAAGAAACCGAGCACUGCUCUGCCCUUCCCAGACCUGACGGGAGGUGGAGAGAGGCCAAGGAUCACCUCUGUUAAUACCGUCAGCAUGUCUGCUUUGGCGGAAACGGAUGUGUUUCUCCCCUGUGAGUCAUCAGGGGAGCCGGCGCCUGCGCUCUCCUGGACCAAAGUCUCAACAGGUGCCACUAUUCAGGCAAACACAAAGCAUGGACAAAGAUUUGAAGUUCUGAAAAAUGGGACCUUUGUGAUUAAGAAUGUUCAAUUGCAGGAUAGGGGCCAGUACCUCUGCACUGCACAAAAUAAAUUUGGGUCAGAUCGUAUGGUCAUUACGCUUGCGGUGCUGACUCAGCCUCCUAAAAUUGUGCCCCCAAACCCUACGGACAUCUCUGUGUAUUUGGGAAGGUCUCUCAAUCUGGACUGUUUAGCAGAGGGCAAGCCCAAGGCACAGAUUUCUUGGAUUCUUCCAGACAGAACAUUUGUUCAGGAGGCGGGGCUUCCCGACAGCAGAGCCAUGCUGCUGACCAAUGGCACGCUGAGGAUCCAAGCGGUCAACUUUUCCAGUAAAGGAAACUACAAGUGCAUUGCGAGCAAUGCGGCUGGUGCGGACACAGUGACGUACCACAUCCACGUUGCUGCUUUGCCACCCACCAUCAAAGAGGUGUCUUCGGAAACCAUCACGAUACACACAGGUAGAAGUAUCUACGUGCACUGCACAGUGAAAGGAGAACCUGCGCCCGUCCUGAAAUGGAACCUUCCCAGCGGAGCGCAAAUAAAACCCUCCCAGUUCCUCGGUUCUCGGUUCUUUAUCUUCCCAAACGGGACACUGUUUGUGAGAAGCCUCUCACUAACCGAUUCCGGAAAAUACGAAUGCUCGGCCACCAAUGCCGUGGGUACUGCAAGGAGAGGGGUUCAGCUGGACAUCAGGCAGGAGUCGUCCAGCCCCCCGCGGAGUGUGUCCCAGCAGCACAGAGUCACAGCCAUGUAUGGCUCCACUGUGUACUUGACCUGCCAGGAGUCAACAAGCACAAAGCGCGGCGCCCUCUGGAGGCUGCCUUCCAAAACGCUGUUGGAUCAUCGUUACAGCCCGGAUAGAUCUAUCACUGCGUUCCCUAAUGGCACUCUCAGGAUUCAGCAGCUGACAGGGAAAGAUGGAGGAACCUACGUCUGCAUGUUCCAGAGGCCAAACGGCGAGGACAUGGAGAUAUUUCAGGUGGAAGUCCUCAUGAAGCCGCCAAAGAUAGAGACCCUGGGCUCGGCUCAGAAGAGGGUCACGCACGGCGAGAACUUCCAGGUGGACUGCGUGGCAUCGGGUCUUCCAGACCCGGAGCUGUCCUGGAGCCUGCCGGACGGCACCAUGAUCAACAACGCCCUCCAGUCGGACGACAGCGGAGCCCGGUCACGCCGCUACGUGAUGUUUGAGAACGGCACGCUCCUGCUGCAGCAGAUGGGCAAGAAGGACGAGGGCGACUACACGUGCUACGCUAAGAACACCCUGGGAGAGGACGAAAUGAGGGUUAGCAUCAGAGUGGUGGCGGACUCUCCGCGGAUCCUGUUCAAGGACCAGUCGCCGCUCUGGGGUCGUCUUGAGGAGCCUGUGUACAUGAAGUGUGAGGCCAGAGGGGAUCCGCCGCCUACAAUCAUAUGGUUGUCACCGACCAAUGAGAUCAUUUCCUCUUCAUCUGCCAGGUAUCAACUCUUGGGGGACGGGACUCUGGUAAUCAGGAAGGUCAGUUUCGCUGACCGGGGAAAGUAUGCGUGCGUGGCCAGGAACUCAGCCGGGGACGACAUAAAAAACGUGAAGCUGGAAGUGGUGGCCAGAGAGCCUCAGAUAAACGGACAAAGGGGCAGAAACACCAAGAAGGUUCUGGCAGUGUCUUACCAGACAAUGCUACUGGACUGCCGAGCAGAGGGCAUGCCAGAACCACGCAUCACCUGGACCACGUCCUACGGCAUGUCGCUGCCCACGCCUUACCUGGGCGGAAGGUUUCAGGUGCACCAAAAUGGGAGCUUGGAGCUGCGAGGCCUGAGGAAGACCGACGAGGGUCAGUUUGUGUGCCUGGCAAAAAAUAACCUGGGAGAAGCAAGACUAGAUAUUCAGCUCGAAGUGGCAGCCCUCGCAGAGAAGCCUAGCUUUCUAGUGCCAAACAUUGAGGUUUUGCCCCUCAGAUUAGAUGGCACUGAGGUCACUCUGGAGUGCCAAGCCCGAGGCAAACCUUUGCCAGAGUUUGUGUGGGUGCUCCCAAACAGCACCGUGCUAACACCCGGCACUAAACUUCAACGCUUCCUUCACUACCCAAGCAACGGGACCUUGCGCAUAUCACAUCCGGUGACCGGUGAUAAAGGUGUCUAUCGCUGCCUGGCUAAAAACGUGGCGGGGCAAGCAGAGAAAAGGUACAUUCUAGAACCGGGGAGGAAGCCCCAGAUCCGUGGAACUUCAGGCCCCACAAAGGUUUCAUUUGGGCAGAGCCUAAACCUGCCCUGCACUGUCGAUGGCUGGCCACAAGCUACGAUAUCCUGGACCCUCCCCAGUGGCAUGGUCCUGGACAAGCCUGAGGUCAUUGGAAGAGUAACGUAUUUUCCAAAUGGCACGCUUCAGCUCAGAGAGACGGCCACAUUUGACAGAGGGACCUACACCUGCAAAGCCACAAACACAUUUGGUUCUUCGACGCUGUCAUACCCAGUCGCAGUGAUGGUGUACCCUCCACGCAUCACUAAUGCACCACCAUCCAUAACGAGGGUGAACAGGGGAUCUUCAGUAAAGCUGAGCUGUGUGGCAGCUGGUAUACCGAAGCCUGACAUCUCCUGGACUCUCCCUGGACGCACAACUCUUGUGCCCAGCAACCGUUUUGCAGCACAGGGCGGUGUUCACAUGACAGUUGAAGGCAGCCUGGUCAUACAAAAUCCGGUGCUCAUGAACUCAGGGAUUUAUAAAUGUAAUGCAAAAAGUGCCCUUGGAACAGACUUUAAAGCCACUUACCUUCAAGUACUAUGAGUAACCAGACUUUUAAUCAUAAACAAUACCAAAACAAUGUGUAAUUUAACCUUGCAAUUACAAUUCAGACAUCAACUUCAACAUCAAAUCACUGGAGUACAAUUCUGUACAGAAAUAACAAAAUUACAUCUAUGCAGUGCAUCAAGUAUGUAACCACAUACGCUUUGUGUGCACAUAGAUAUGUGAAAUGCACCAUUAAGGCAAAAAAAGUAUUAAAACUGAAUAGCAGAAUAGUUCAAUAUUUGAGCUAAAUAUGUAACAAUUAUUCAAACCCAAAUAGCAUCUCAAAAUGGACAGCUGACUAUGUUUUAUAGCAAGGACCUACCACAAAACUUUAUAUUUUCCUAUUUAUAAGAAUACAAGUUUGUAAAUAUUUAUGCUAUGCUAUUUACUGUAAAUGCAUUGUUGUAUUUGUGGUGUAUUGUAAGGCAAACUAUUUUUUCAAAAAUGUACUGUAAAUGUAAAAAUCAUUUCUGUGUGGUUUCUGUAUUCCUGCAACAUUAGAUAAAACUUCACCAAACAUACAAGCACCUGGAUAAAGCGUGCAUUCAGAUUAUAUUGUAUAGCCACAUCUCUCAAUCUGAGGCAUGGUUUCUGAUUUUCUGCAUUGUAAAGUAUUUGCAACAAACAAGCCGUUCAUGGUGAAACUCAAAGGGGGCUUUGUUGAGGCAGAUAAGUUAGGAUUGUUCCAACAGGCCUGUCAAAACAGACAUCCUCAUUCUAUGCUGCUACUCUGAAAACCUCCAAUUGCUGCUG
Molecule: messenger RNA, 8475 nt
Organism: Anguilla rostrata (American eel)
Lineage: Eukaryota; Metazoa; Chordata; Actinopteri; Anguilliformes; Anguillidae
Product: matrix-remodeling-associated protein 5
Exons: 7
Coding region: 340-7719 (2459 amino acids)
Molecular function (GO): protein binding
Source: RefSeq, a predicted model, not a curated record